CGUUCCUCCACAUAAAGAACACGGAAAGUUCAACUCCGUUCAGUGCAAUCCUUUGUCUGCUUACGGUCUUUGCGAAAGCUGACUUCGGAAACUACUUGGAGACUUCCAUUGUAUUUCGCAAAUUCUUCUGUUUUUGCCCAGUCAACCAUACAGUCUGCUAUUUACUUUCACGCGGCUUUUUAUUCGUUAAUAUCAUUUUGCUGUUAUGGUUGUGAUGAUUGAGUGGCCGGUUUUGCUCAAACAGAAAAUGUUGUUGCAAACGCAAAUGCAUUGCGGAGUUUUGGUUCGUUUUCUAAUUUGUGCCAGUUUGGUGGGCUUUGGUGCUGCCAAAUGUGUUCCUGAGAAGUGUGGAUCGAUGAAUGUCAGUUACCCUUUCUGGAUUUACAAUUCCCAUUGUGGACACCCUGGCUUUCAUAUCAAUUGCACCAAGAAUGGAGAUACUGGGAUGGCCUCUCCAUACUUUACUGCAUUUCUAAGUAAUUCUAAUGUUUCUUCAAGUUUUUAUUCAGUUUGGGGAAUUAUUGAUGCUUUGAAGAUUAUAGAGAUCGAUUAUAAGGGUCAUCUCAUCAUAAAUUCUUCUUCUAUCAUUGCCCAAUCGUGUAACGAUGAUCAAAACAAUGUUACAAGAAACUACUUUGAGCUAUCUUCAGGUGGACCUUUUACUCUUUCCAACUCUAAUAGGUUGGUAGUUAUCGGCAACCAAACGUACGGUAGCUACAGUUUUGGGAAAUUGGGAGAGGCGAGAUGUGUAACAAUCCCUCAAAGUGAUAAACCAUAUUGCCGCUAUGGCUGUUGCGAAAUCAACCUUCCAAAUAAUUUACCAUGGAUAAAUUUCACUGGCGGAGGUGUGUUCCGUUUGCUUAACAAUAAUAGUACUAUGUGUGGCUUCUCCACCAUAAUGGACCCCUCCACAAUAAUGGGCUCUUUCACCUUCACUAAAAUGAAUGCCUCCAGCAGAACGGACAUCUCCAGAAUAGUGGACCUAAUUUGGAGAGAAGGCGAGAACGGUUCUUAUGGUCUCCGCCUCAACUGGGGUAUCGGCCUUCAGAAGUGCUCCUCGGCUAAAUCAAUGGCCGAUUAUUCUUGUUCCAUCCAUGCAGAAUGCAACGACGCGCCUUCGGGAAAAGGGUACGUAUGCAAAUGUCUCCCUGGAUAUCGUGGAAAUGGUUAUUCCAAUGGCACUGAUUGCACAGAUAUAAACGAAUGUAGUCAAACAAACUCGAACGUCUGCGUUGGAGCAGAGCAAGGGGGAAUAUGCCAUAAUUUGGCAGGUUCCUACAACUGCUCAUGUAUAAAAGGAUAUGUGGGAGAUGGUUUUACAAAUGGGACAGGAUGCAAGUCCACAAGUUCAAAUCAACUUCUCUUUCCUACAAUCAUAGGAUCCGUCUCUUCGUUUGUGUUUUUCUGUUUAAUAGUGUCGCUUUCGGUUUGGUGGCUAAAGAAACGUCACUUGAAACUUGUGGAGGCCAAGUAUUAUCAGCUGUUGCAGCAACACAUAGCUUCUACGGUGGGGAGAGAAAGCCUGAGAAUUUUUUCUGCCAAAGAAAUGUCAAGAGCUUCUAAUAAUUAUUCAAGUGAAAUGGUAUUGGGGAGUGGUGGCUUUGGAACUGUGUUCAAAGGAAUUCUGUUAGAAGGUACUCUUGUGGCCAUUAAAAAGUCCAAGCAAGCUUUAAAUCUAGAGGAUAACCACGAGUUUCUUAAUGAAGUUACAAUUCUCUCCCAAAUAAAUCACAGAAAUAUAGUGAAAUUGUUAGGCUGCUGCAUCCAAACUAAAUUCCCUUUGUUGGUGUCUGAAUUCGUUUCGAAUGGAACACUCUAUGAACAUUUACAUUCCAAAGAUGGGUUCUUGUCUUGGGCGUCACGUCUGCAGAUUGCAAUCGAGACGGGGGAGGCUUUGGCAUAUCUACACUCUGGAGCAUCUCAACCCAUUUUCCACCGAGAUGUAAAAUCGUCUAAUAUUCUUUUGAAUGAGAGAUUCUCUCCUAAAGUUGCAGAUUUUGGAAUUUCUCGUCUCAUCUCCACUUCCAAUAACACACAUGUCACCACUAAUAUAAUAGGCACAACGGGUUACUUAGAUCCCGAGUACUUCCAAACGUACCAACUCACCGACAAAAGUGAUGUAUACAGUUUCGGUGUAGUGCUGGUUGAGCUUUUAACAUCUUUGAAGCCCAUCUCUGUAGAAAGGGGCAGCGAGGAGAUGAGUUUGUCCAGUCUUUUUCUAUCCAGACUCAACCAUAAUCGCCUCACAGAAAUCUUAGAUAGAAAAUUUUUAGAGGAGGAAAACGUGCAACAGAUGGAAGAUAUGGAAAGGAUAGCGAGAGAAUGCCUUCAUCUUAAAAGAAGGAAGAGACCGUCGAUGAAAGAGGUGGUGGAGGAACUUGUUUGGAUAAGAGGUGGCGCAAGAAAGAAGAUAUUCCAUGACAGGGUGAAGUGUGACAAUGCAAUAUUUGAGGAGAGAAGCAUUUCCAGAGAAGCACCACAAAGGUCAUAUGAAUUCAGGAGUUACACCUUUCCAUCUACAACUGGGAGUACGUUGGAGGAACCAUUCGCUGAACAAGUUCAAAUGCCGAUCCUGACUAAAUAGGAAUAGGAGAUGAUAAGGCUUCAUAUCUAGAUUAGAAAUAAUAUUUGAUUAGUUAGUAUAAAAGAACUUUCUGUUUAUUUGUUUUGUAAUAUGGUUUAUGGUGUUUUAUGAAGCUGUCUUUUUAGAUAUUUCU
Cryptomeria japonica (Japanese cedar) is the source of this 2717-nucleotide messenger RNA. Its product is annotated as wall-associated receptor kinase 2. The transcript is spliced from 3 exons. The coding region runs from base 206 to 2584 and encodes 792 amino acids. The record is from RefSeq and is a predicted model, not a curated record. Gene Ontology annotation, molecular function: ATP binding; protein serine/threonine kinase activity; polysaccharide binding. Gene Ontology annotation, biological process: cell surface receptor signaling pathway; protein phosphorylation. NCBI's taxonomy places the organism in Eukaryota, Viridiplantae, Streptophyta, Pinopsida, Cupressales, Cupressaceae. Gene Ontology annotation, cellular component: plasma membrane.